Molecule: messenger RNA, 324 nt
Organism: Sporisorium graminicola
Lineage: Eukaryota; Fungi; Basidiomycota; Ustilaginomycetes; Ustilaginales; Ustilaginaceae
Exons: 2
Coding region: 1-324 (107 amino acids)
Cellular component (GO): mitochondrial matrix
Molecular function (GO): ATP binding; protein-folding chaperone binding; metal ion binding
Source: RefSeq, a predicted model, not a curated record
AUGGCCACUCAGUCCACCAUCCGCUCGAUCAAAUCGGUCGUUCCCCUGCUCGACCGCGUCCUGGUGCAGCGCUUCAAGCCCGAGACCAAGACCUCUUCGGGUAUCUUCCUCCCUUCCUCGGUCGCCUCGUCGCCUCUCCCCGAAGCUAGCGUCAUCGCCACCGGCCCCGGAGCUCCCGACAAGGAUGGCAAGAUCGUGCCCACCUCGGUACAGUCUGGUGACAAGGUGCUCCUCCCAAGCUGGGGCGGCAACUCGAUCAAGGUCGGCGAGGACGAGUACCUGCUCAUCCGCGACUCGGAGAUCCUCGCCAAGAUUAACGAGUAA